AUGAACUCGACCCACCAGGACAUCCUUACCAUCGGCGUGCUUGGAGUCACAAUCGCCUUCGACAUCGAGAUCCUCAUCCGCAUCGCCAUGCAUUUCCCGGACUGGCGGGCGUUCUUUGCCAAGGGCCAGAAUUGGCUCGACCUCAUGCUCGCGCUAGGCAGUAGUUUGAUGAGGUUUUAUCCGGUGAUAUCGAAGAUACGGAGGAUGAAGCCCUUAUUGCUCUCCGUGUUCGGAGACAUGUACGGUCUCGCGAACAUGACGCUCUUCCUCCUCCUCGUGAACUUCCUCGCCGCCCUCGCCGCGCUCCAGCUCCUCCAGGGCGACCUCACCGCGGACGAUAACAUGACCUUCAGACAGAUCUACACGUCCUUCCUCGCGGUGUAUCAGAUCUCCUCGUCUGACAAUUGGAUGGCGGUGUUGUACAAUUCGGCGGACACGGAGUCGGGGCUCGGACAGACGGCGAUCAUCUGUUUUUUUUCGGCUUGGUUUUUCUUCGCGAUUUUUAUCGUCAUCGACGGGAACUUCAACAUCGCCGAAGAAUCGAAACGAGUCCGACAGACGGACGAUUACUCGGCGACCCACCAGCCGCAGAGAGUCAAGGCGACCUGGAAGGCGUUGGUGCAGGAUUAUGGACUGCCGGGGAUGGAGAGGAUGAGUAGUAAACGCAAGGUGGACGGGAAGAGGAGCGGUUCGGAACACGUAACGAGCAAGUCGUUGAGCGUGCUGCAGCAGUUGUUCAUUGGCGCUACCUCCAAAGAGCUGCUCGCCUCGUUUGGUCACAAUGUCGCUGCCGCAGAGGAGAUGAAUGACGCGCUUCAUGAUCGCAGGGCCCAAACGGCGGAUCUCUGCCAGUCCGUCGGCAGACCCGCAGACGGCGAAUGGAUAUUCGGACGGCCGACGUCCGCCACGGCACACACCAUCCUCCUGACCGUCAUCGGUGGCAGCGUCGUCGAAAGCAUCACGACCCCGAUCUUCCGCCGCAAUUUCUACAACCUAUACAGACACAACCGCGGCUCAUGGUUCAAUCUCUCAGAGGCCGUAUCAGGGCUCAUGCUCGCCAUCGAGCUCAUCAUCAAUAUCAUCGCCGGCGGCUUCCUCUUCACCCCGAACGCGUACGUCUGUAGUAUCUGGAAUGUGCUCGAUUUCGCCAUCAUGGCAUGCAUAGUCGUCAACGUCACAACGCGCCUCAUCUUCAUCCGUGGGCUCAGUCGGUUCACGAGGGCGUUUAAGGUGCUCCGCGCACUGAGGCUCAUCACGCUCGUCGAGAAGAUGCAGGCAACGUUCGAGUCGCUCGUCCUUUCCGGCGCGUCUCGUAUCUUUGACGCAGCCAUGCUGGCUAUCGUGUAUAUGAUCCCUUACGCCGUUUGGGGGCUCAAUAUCUUCGCCGGCCUCAUGAACGAAUGCAACGAUUCGAACAGCACCGGCAUCUCGGAUUGUAUCUACGGGUACGAGAACGACGUCGUUGGCGGACACGACAAUCUGGCCUUUACGUUCCUGGUGCCCCUGUUUGAAGCCCAUAUGACCCUCACCCUCAUGGAUCUAAAUGAGGAUGCACUACGUCUUGUCAUAGCAAAUCUCGACAAGAAGUCAAGCGCCCGUCUCGCUCAGACCUGUUGCUCCAUGUCUGAAGAGGCGCUUAACGGACUCUGGGCCACUGUCGAGUGGUCCGAUGUCUUGUGCAUGGCUCGUUCCCUUGUAGUUGUGGAGGAAGUUGCCAAUGCGUCUUCUUGGGGACAGACAGGUCAGGGAGGAUGGGGGGUUCCGGGGAAUGUGACACCUACCAAUACUGAUAGAGUUGAUCCUGUGGAGCUCUCUGCAUACCUACGAAUCACUUUCUACACCUUGCGAGUUCGUCAUCUCUUCGAUGAUCUUCAAGGCCGUGAUCAUGGCCAGCUCUCCAGAAGACUGAUACGUACCUCACAUGGGGCCCGACCGCUCUUCGCCGACCUGGUCUCUUUCAACGGUGAUCUGAAUAGCGAGGUCUUCCAGCUGAACGUCUUUGGCAAAGGCAUCAAGAGGCUCGCUCUUCGAGUCGAUACACCCGGGCAUAGUAUCACGCGUGGUGCCUUUCUUACCCACUUUUCACGGUCAUACCCCGCCUUGAACAACGUCACACUCACUGCAACCUCGAGUCCCGACAAUCUCUCAUUCUUCCUCGAUGUUGUUGUGCCAUUCAUUCAUGAGCAACACAGUCUAAAAUCUCUGACUCUUCCCGCACACGUCUUGUGCCAUGAGUUUUUGGAGACACUUGGGCGCAAAACAACCUCCCUCACUUCCCUUCAUGCAUCAUUCUUCCAGAACGAGAUUGACCCAUCGAGUACCAGCUCAUUCGACUCAUUUCCUUGGCCUGCGGAAUUUACUGCACCCAUCAGUGUGUCCAGCGGCAUCACUUCGCUAUCAGUUGCAUCGUCAUGUGACGCACUUGCAAGAUUUCUACAGACGCAGCCGGAAAUCCCAUCCUCGCUCACCGACCUCUCCUUCCGAUACAUCCACGAUGCCGACUCUCGUAGAGCGUCCAUUCGUCACCUGUCUGGAGUCAUCAGCACCGAGUGCACCUCAUUGCACUCUCUUGUGCUGAACUUACAUGCAAACACGGCGCAGAUAUUGCCGUACCAUAGCCAUAACCACCCAGCGCUCACCUGGGAUCUUUUACAACCGAUAUCGAGUGCGCGAUCGCUCACGAGGCUCACCAUAUACGAUACAUAUACCAUGGAGCUUGAUGAUCAGGAGGUUCUUUCCAUCGCACAUGCCCUUCCAAAUAUUGAGAUCUUGUAUCUCAAUCCGAAUCCGUCCAGUAUUGGAGGUAGUCGCCCCAGCUUGCAGUCAGUGGAACACUGUGUUGCCCACCUCCCCCACCUUCUCGAACUCGGCUUGUGCCUGCGAAUCGACAAUGACAUCCGUAUAAAGCCUGUCAUAGCAGACGACUGGUUUGCGCGCCGGCAACGGUGUUCCCUCAAGAUCGUCCAUCUCGGCUUCACGCAAUUUCCAUCUCAGGACAUAUUUACGGUCACUCGGCAAAGCUGUCGAUUCUUAACGAAAUGUCUCCCGAUGUUUACUCAAAUCCGCGUAGGAUUGCUGGAGGAUGACACUUGGCCCAUUCCGGCUCCUGUUUGGAAUCCUAUAUCUCUGAAUCACCAUAACUGGGUCGAGAUCUGGGCUCCGCUUAUCUUGGACUUGCGAAUGUCAUUCGAGGAAGGAACAGCAUAUGGGGCUCAGAGGGUUGAGGCAGUUUCGGAAAUUAUGGUUGAUGCUGGUAGCGAUGAUGGGAAGAUGGGGAGGGUACGAGGGGAUAAUGAUCAUGAGGGAUUGGAGGGGCAAGAUGAUAGUACUGGCGAUGAUCAUAGUGUCAUAGACAAGGGCUUCACACCGCCCGCGACGCCUGCCGACGUGCUGCUUGUAACUGAGGGCUCGACUAGCGCACUAGCGGGUCAUCUUAAUCGUAACGAGGUCUUGCGCGAUGAGAGUCCAGAGUCAGAGUCGAUCACUGAGAUCUCUUCGGAUGGAGCCAUGCCGUACACAAAAGGUGCUUCGGUGUCUGAAGCGUUAUGGGCGGUUGUGACAGGGAAACUUGAGACCGCUUUUGCAGGGGAUAAGGCUUUUCAGGAGGCCUGCGCGCAUAUCUCAGUAUUGCCUCGUAAUAUUUUAGAUCAGGCCAGUGAUGACAUUGUGUCAAAAGUCAUGAGCCAACUCAGGUGGGCUCUGCAGUUCGCCCAAGAUAUAACACCCGCGCCCGAGAUCUACCAAGAUAGUGUCCGAUUCACCGCACAGGAGAAGGGCAAACAGCGUGCAGAGGUAUCUGGUCCCAGCACUUCUCAGACUCCUGGUCUCGGGAACGCGACUUCUGGUGGCUCGUCGGUCCUUGCACCAUUCCCGCUUUUUCCAGGAUGGGACUCUUUCGACUCAGAAGAUGAAGGAUCCAAUUCAGAUGUAGGUGGUGACCGUUACAGACCUAUAGAUGUUGACGGCGAGGCUGGCGGGAGUCGUGUGGAUGCUCUGGAUGAGGCUAAGGAUGAGGAUGAUAUGGACAUUGACGAUGAAGAGGCCACAAAGACAAAAGUGGACUUGGUUGAGUCCGAGUCUCAUGAGCGUAUAUCUGCGAUUAUGGCGGGCGUGGACGUCAAUCCGGAGCCCCUCAAAGCGCCGAAGGAAGGGAGGAAGAACAGAACGAACAUGGAGGCCACGGGUGAAAACAGGACGGCUAAUAUGAAGAAGGAUAAUGUGGUCUCCGACGAUCCCCCUAUCAGAAAUAAACGCAAAGCUCAAGCGGGUCCAAGUAAUACUUCUCAGUCCUCCACCAACAAGAAAGCGAAGGGCCCUGUGACGCCCAAGAAAAAAAAGUAA
Molecule: messenger RNA, 4341 nt
Organism: Stereum hirsutum FP-91666 SS1
Lineage: Eukaryota; Fungi; Basidiomycota; Agaricomycetes; Russulales; Stereaceae
Exons: 17
Coding region: 1-4341 (1446 amino acids)
Biological process (GO): calcium ion import across plasma membrane
Cellular component (GO): voltage-gated calcium channel complex; membrane
Molecular function (GO): high voltage-gated calcium channel activity
Source: RefSeq, a predicted model, not a curated record